AUAAAAUAUUUUUAGCCCAAUUGUUUUAAUAAACAUAUCUUAAGCCCAUAAGCCCAAUUUAUCUUCUUCUCUCCAAUAGACAGUCUCACGAGACAUUUUAGCCGUCGACCGUCGUUGUGUCACAACUCACAACACACCACCUUUGUGGGAGAUCAUAAAAAGAGCGAGAACUAACAUUGAAAGAGAGAAAGACGGUGUCCAGCGAGAGAUACAUUGUAUAUCCGAUACGUCGAGAUUUUAUAUUAGUAAGUCCUCGGUCGAAAUCUGAGAAAUUAGGGUUUGCCAAACGAAAUUUGGGGAUAUGGAAGGAACCGUGGACGAGAGAAUUGGGAGUGAAUCGCCGCCGGACGAUUUUGGAUCAUUUAUUCAUGAUCCUGAGUAUCUCGAAUUAAGAGACAUGGUGCGAAAGCAUUCCGCGGAGGCAUAUGACAGGCAUGGUUGGACUGUCUCGGAUGAUAUGAGUGUCUGUCGCGCACAUCUAGAAUCGGGAGGCAUGAGGGAUGGUGAGUUUCUUGUUCGUUAUGACAUUGGCCUCUGCGGCAGACUUGGACUUUAUUGUUACAAUUUUCAGAAGGGUAAAAACCUUGAGUUUGAGGGUGUGAGAAGAAUAUAUACUCAGUAUGCUUCCAAGGUUUUCUUUACAAUGGAGGCCGUGGAUCCAGCCGACAAUUAUUCUCUAUACAGUCUGAGGACGUGGGUUAAGCAUGACGAGCAUGCAGACACCGUGCUAACAACGUGGGAGACAUGCUUUUGCGACGUGAAAGAUGGCGAAGAGGCGGAUCGUGAGUGGGACAAUGAGGCAAUAGAUGAUCGGUACAAAGGUGAAAUGCCCAAAUGGUUUUCUGAUGACGAUCUGCAACAUUGCUAUGUGUUGAAUGGUUCAGAGAUGAUGGACCCUAACCUGCAUCUCUUCGCUGAGUUUGCAUUCUACAAGAAAUGGUGUCAACGGUUUUGGCCAGAAGAUAUUGCGGGAUGCCUACCAUUGGUUAUUCAAAAGGUUGUUGUCAAAACUCGAGGAGAAGCUGAAACAGAGCCGCCUGAGAGGCUCAAGGCCGCUAAUGCAAUCUUCUACAUAUGUUUUAAAUGUGUGUAUGAUCCAGUGACAGGCGAGGAGGCUAAUUAUAGAGCGGUUGUACGAAAGACAAUGGAUGGGAAGCCAGGUCACAUGCGUCUCGAGGUUAUCUGUUUGAGCACCUAAUCAAAGCCGAAUAUUAUCUUCAGUAAUCUUUGCUAUGAGGUUUGACAAGUCAAAUUCGCAACUUUUAUCUUUGAAAUCUAAGUAUUGUAUGCUCAAACUGAUAGAUCUAUUAUAUUUAAAUCGAAGUAAUAUGUAUUCUGAGAUUCCCGUUUCCUGCACAAUCAGUUACAUUCAUAAUUAGAAUCUGCACUAACAAUA
Messenger RNA from Arabidopsis lyrata subsp. lyrata, 1396 nucleotides. Its product is annotated as UPF0725 protein At4g29550. The coding region runs from base 302 to 1198 and encodes 298 amino acids. Lineage: Eukaryota; Viridiplantae; Streptophyta; Magnoliopsida; Brassicales; Brassicaceae. The record is from RefSeq and is a predicted model, not a curated record. The transcript has 6 exons.